UGGACAACAUUAAAGACGGGUGGUUCACCGAAACAUGCACAUUAUGGCCUGGUCAAGCGAUGAGUCUUCAAGUGGAGGAGGUGUUGUAUCAUAAAAAAUCAAAGUUCCAGGAUGUAAUGGUUUUUAAAAGAGACUCUGCCUCCCUUGCCUUGACUGAUGGCAGGCAACGACUGAUGGCAGAAGCUGUACAACAUACAAACAUCUGAAAUUCAGUAAUCUUAAAUUAUGAUCUUGCGGCUUUGAGGUUAUGUAAAUUUUGGCAGGUUAUUUUACAUUCGCUUCAUGCAUGCAAAUUAAUAAAGUGAUGAAUGGAAAUUGGGCAGUUCAAUUAAGUAUAGAAUUUUUGUAAUGGCUACAAAAAUGAAAAUGGGCAAAUGUGGGAUCACCGAGAAAUUAAAUGUUUUUUUAUUUUUUUUUAUUACAAUUUGUAUAGCCACGGUUUUACUACAAAUAUCAUGCUUAAACUAUGCAGGAAAACAUUUUUUGAGAGACACCAGGACUGCAGCUGACUGUAAAACUUAUGGAAAUGUGCUGGUUUUGGAUGGAGUCAUCCAAUGCACAGAACGAGAUGAAUUUUCUUAUCAAGAAAUGAUUGCCAAUCUACCUCUCUGCUGCCACCCUUGCCCAAAGAAGGUUCUCAUCAUUGGUGGAGGAGACGGUGGUGUCCUGAGGGAGGUUGUCAAGCAUCCGCUGGUGGAGUCUGUUGUUCAGUGUGAAAUUGAUGAGGAUGUAAUAAAUGUCUCCAAGAAGUACCUCCCUGGAAUGGCAAAAGGCUUCUUUAGCCCCAAACUUACUCUGCAUGUAGGUGAUGGCUUUGAAUUUAUGAAAAAGAAUCAGGAUGCCUUUGAUGUCAUCAUCACAGACUCCUCAGACCCUGUUGGUCCGGCUGAAAGCUUGUUCAAAGUGUCUUACUAUCAGCUCAUGAAAACGGCACUUUGUGAGGGAGGAAUACUCUGUUGUCAAGGAGAGUGUCAGUGGUUGCAUUUGGAGCUAAUCAAAGAAAUGCAGACCUUCUGUAAGACCCUCUUUCCUGUAGUAGACUAUGCAUACUGCACCAUUCCAACAUAUCCAAGUGGACAAAUCGGAUUCAUGCUUUGCAGUAAAAAUCCGAAAACAAAUUUCCGUGAGCCAGUACGAGAAAUACCAAGGGAUGAGAUCGAGAGCAUGAACCUCAAAUAUUACAAUCCUGAAAUACACCGUGCGGCAUUCAUCCUCCCAGAAUUUGCCAGAAAGGUUCUAAGUGAAGCGUAAAUGGCUUCAUGGGUGCCAUCUUGUCAGCACGCUGCCUUCUGUGAAAGCAGAACAAAACCCUCACCACAGCUGCAGUAGCUCCCACACCGCAUCCCUCUCCAGAUUUUGAUUGGUCAAUUGACUGCUAAUGGACAAGUGCAAAUGUCUUCUGUGGGGAAAUUCUGUUUGUCUGUCCAGUUCCAUCAUUGUUUCUGUCUUAUGAGUUGUUUUUUGGUUUCCUUUUACAAUUCCACUUCCCACAUCAAACCUUCAGAACUGUACAAAGAGACAAUCAUGCAUGUUCUGUGACAGAUUCCACAGUCUUUCUCUUACUUGUGUUGAGAAUGGAAAAAGAGUGCACGUUCCACUACAACUGUCUUAUUUGCCGUUAAUUAAGCAUGCAGGUAUUUUAAAUGAACUGCAUAUCUUCUCUAUAAACCCUUUCGAAGACUUCAGGUCAGUAACAAUUAUAAGUUUUCUUAACAUGCUGUAUUAAGGCUUCAUAUUAUGGGUCACUUUAUCAACCGUACACUAUUAUCAAACCUAAACCUAUUUAAUAUUGCUAUAUUUUCUAAAACUACUACUCCAAAGUCUGUACAGAAGAUGCUUUACGUAACUAGCAAAACUGGAAGCUAUUUUCUGCAGUUAAGAUUAUCUAACAUAAAUGGUUUGUGUUUUCCUUCUUCGCCUGUUAAGGUGGAAUAUGGACUCUCUGGGUGACUUGUGUGCUCUGGCUCUCCUGAACAAGUCUGAUUACAUGAUGUGAUUUUUUUUUCGUAGAGCAAAUAGUGUUUGGUAUGCAGCCUUUUGAGUGAUAUACUAUAGUCUAUUGCAAACGUAUGCUUAUGGUCAAUGGACUCUAUGAUGGAACGGUUUUGCAGUGUCUUUUAACAUUAGAAUUACUGGAAGUCUCAAACAUUGAGGCAUUGUCUUAAUAUUGAAUAUAAUCACGGAGGUAUACUUUAUGACAAAAUAACUGUAUUUGAUGGAUAGCUAAUGAUCUUUUAAGGAUUAGUUGCAUAGGACAAACUAUUUUGUACUCUGUCAGGUUUAGCAGUAUGGAAGAGGGUUUAUUUGUCCUUUUACCAUUUAAUGUUUAUGAUGUAAAUAUAAAUUGUUUUGAAAUAAAAAUGUAACCACAA
Messenger RNA from Onychostoma macrolepis, 2372 nucleotides. It is a transcript of the gene srm, whose product is annotated as spermidine synthase. The record is from RefSeq and is a predicted model, not a curated record. The transcript has 10 exons. Gene Ontology annotation, biological process: spermidine biosynthetic process. Bases 349 to 1251 code for a protein of 300 amino acids. Gene Ontology annotation, cellular component: cytosol. Gene Ontology annotation, molecular function: spermidine synthase activity. Lineage: Eukaryota; Metazoa; Chordata; Actinopteri; Cypriniformes; Cyprinidae.